AUGGCUGAGACCACAUCCGGUAAACCACUGGCAUUUGUGGUCGAACAUCUUGACCCGGAAUUGGGCUCAUGGUCAGCCUUGGAAUAUGCAUGUAUCGCUAGAGAGUGUGCAGAGGCUGGCUCGCAGUUCUUGUUAACCUCGGUCCCGGAAUCACUGCAGAUGCCGGACAAUCUAGCACGAAUGGAAGAACUCAAAGUAGAAAGACGCAGUGUGGAGGAGAUAUUCGUGGACCGCAAAUCGAAAGUCUGCUUGCUCGAUCCAGCUGCGACUACGGAGUUAAGCACUGCCGAUGGAGACCAAUUUGAAGUCUUUUUAUUCGGAGGUAUUCUCGGUGAUGAUCCUCCUCGAGACCGUACAUCUGAACUCCGCCAGAAAGGGUAUACUGGACGACGACUUGGACCAAAGCAGAUGACCACAGACACCGCCGUGCGGGUGACGCGCAUGAUUGUACAAGAGCGGAUUCCGCUCGACAAAAUUCCCUACGUGGAUACCCCUGAAUUGCGUAUCAAUGAAUAUGAAAGCACCGAGAUGCCUUUCCGAUACGUUGUAGACAGCCAGGGAAAACCAAUCAUGCCCGAGGGCAUGGUUGAGCUCAUCAAACAUGAUGCUGAUAAGGCAGUGGAUGAUCUUAUAUGAUGGUACCGACAAACGCCAAGGACAAAAUAUAAUAAAGCUAUAGACCUACACCGUGGGCUUUGGGAUCUGAUAAGGAUGUGAUGCGGGUUUCUUCAUUUUCAUCAAACUCACAGCGUAAAGGCAUUGUAAGCCGCGCGACGAGAAUAAAAAUUACAGGGGCCACCAGAACUAGACACGGACAGGCUCAUGAACAUAGAAUGAGAUAGAAACGCUCUCUUUUGUGAGGUCAAGGCAAUAGAUCUAUAGUUAUACAUUUAGCUACACAGUAAUUACAAUUGAUCGGCGGCGCGGCGGCGGCUUGGGGCGGUGCGCUUUCCCCUAUCUGGC
Molecule: messenger RNA, 963 nt
Organism: Talaromyces proteolyticus
Lineage: Eukaryota; Fungi; Ascomycota; Eurotiomycetes; Eurotiales; Trichocomaceae
Product: DUF431 domain protein
Exons: 5
Coding region: 1-636 (211 amino acids)
Biological process (GO): peptidyl-arginine methylation
Molecular function (GO): protein-arginine omega-N monomethyltransferase activity
Source: RefSeq, a predicted model, not a curated record